Molecule: messenger RNA, 1229 nt
Organism: Morus notabilis
Lineage: Eukaryota; Viridiplantae; Streptophyta; Magnoliopsida; Rosales; Moraceae
Product: sister chromatid cohesion protein DCC1
Exons: 4
Coding region: 51-1229 (392 amino acids)
Biological process (GO): maintenance of mitotic sister chromatid cohesion; mitotic sister chromatid cohesion
Cellular component (GO): chromatin; nucleus; Ctf18 RFC-like complex
Source: RefSeq, a predicted model, not a curated record
CGUUUUUCUCCGGCGAUUGCUUCAAUCUUAGGCUCCACCUAGAUUCUCAUAUGGAACAAGCGAAUCUAGAACGCAGAGCUGCAGAAGCAGUUCUAAAUCUCCAACCAAGCGCUUCGAUUGCUAUUUCGUAUCAUCCUCUCUUUGGUCAUCAUAAUGAUAUAAUGCUUCUUGAGCUUGAUGAAAAACUUCUCCCAGACAUUCUCCACCAAAGGGUAGUUGUGAGAGGACAGCCUGAUGAAGAUGCAGUCCUUUGCACUCAGUCAAAAACUUAUGCAAUCAAAUUUGUUGGUACUUCAAACUCUGUAUUCCUUAUUCCGCCUUCAGAUCAAUCAGAAUUUUCUGAUAAUUUACUUGAUGAGAAUGAUCAAAGCCAACUACCUGUUGCAUCCAUCCUUAAAGUUGCUACGGGUACCAUGGAGCUCGUUGAGGUUGCUCCCAAACUCGACAAGCUGAAGCUCCUCCUCUUCAAGAACCUGUACAGGCCUGAAGUGGACAUAGAGAUGGAGGGCUUGGGAGAAGUAGAGACAGGAUUAUAUAAAUGGGAUGAUCUUGUUGACUUAGUUCAAGCUAGUGAUGAUGAACUGUUGUCCGGACUACAAGCACUUUCAGCUUUGGAAAUUGAUGGGUAUUGGAGGGUUGUGGAUGUAAAGUACAUGGAUAUGAUGCUGAGGAUGCUCUUGCACAAUUCAGUGCUGAAUGACUGGUCUUUGGAUGCGCUUGACCAAGAUAGAGUUGUGGAUGUGCUGCAGUCAGAUGGGUUUCCUCACAAACUUGCGGAACAUUGUUUGUGUGUCUAUGGUCAUAAGGUAAGUGAAGGUGUGGAGACAAAUUGUGUGUGGAAGCUGGAUGAGAGGAAGGUGUGCGUGCAUUUUGCGAGAGAAAUCUUACGAGGAGGGAAGAAGAAGAUAGAGAAGUUCAUGGAGGAGUGGAAUAGAAAGGUGCCAGAAUGUAUGCAAGCAAGUUUCACCAUGUUGGAAGGUGAGGUUUUGACCGAAAGGUUUGGUAUCGAGACAUGGGUGCGUGCCUUAAGUGUAUCGUCUCUGCCAUCAUCCCCUGCUGAGCGCUUCUCUCUCCUCUUCAAAGAGCGCCAAAAAUGGGAGUGGAAGGACUUACAGCCCUACAUCAGGGACUUGUCUGUGCCGGGUCUUUCUUCAGAAGGUUUGCUUCUCAAAUACACUAGAAGAACACAACCAACAGCGGAUGCAGAGCCUGUAUUCAGCGCAAGAUAG